AUGCACGUUAGAGGCCUGCUGCACGACAUCCUCAAGACAAAUUUGUGGCCACCAGAGACAGGAGACAGGUACACGGAAGAGAAGGAAGCCAAAAUCAUAGAAAACACGUCGUCGUCGCAGCCUGAUAACGUGGCCGCGAGUUACAAGGAGACCAAGAGCAAGACGUCUGGCAGGAAGAAAGACGUAAAGAUCAAGGUGGGCGAGCAAAUGUCAGAUACUGAGCUAGUGGAUCCUUUGCCGGAGAAGUUAUGCUCGACAGUGAACGCCAGACUGAAGAACGAUCUAAUCGUGUGCGCGGUGAUCGGCACCCUGUCUUUUGGAAUUCAUCGUACGACGGUGUUCACCGCUCUGCAACCGGAGCUCAAUCCGGAGCAUUUUGACAGGUUUUCUUGGGAGCGUGUUAGAGAAGAUGGUAAGAGGAAACUGAAAAUCGGAGCAAUUCCUUCAGUUUUUAACGAUAGUCUCCCAUCGAAGCCAUUUAAUGAACAUACAUAUUCAAUGCCAUUGCAGGACAGAAGUAAUAUUGCUGCACAAUUAUCUGUUAAGAAGAAAAAAUUACGUUCGUCAUGUGAUAUUGAUCACACAUAUAUAUGUCGACCAAUCUGCUGCAAUGAUGGAAAUGUGCCUGAAAUAGUUCAAAUAGAGAAUGAAAAGAUUGGAGCAGAUCCAUUACAAACAGAGACAAGCUCCGCUACAAUACAGCUCGGAUACAAUGGUUUAGAUGUCUGCACAUCAACUGUUAAUUCUGUUAAAAGAAGUGCUGAAAGCGAAGAGAGUGCUGUACACUUUCAUACUAUGACACAAGAUGAUACACUUUUGGAUUGGCUAAAGGAAGUGAAAAAGGACAUCAAUACUUGGACAAAAUGA
This is a messenger RNA of Temnothorax curvispinosus, 867 nucleotides long. RefSeq lists its product as uncharacterized. Bases 1 to 867 code for a protein of 288 amino acids. The transcript has 6 exons. The record is from RefSeq and is a predicted model, not a curated record. Lineage: Eukaryota; Metazoa; Arthropoda; Insecta; Hymenoptera; Formicidae.